Molecule: messenger RNA, 1557 nt
Organism: Bactrocera oleae (olive fruit fly)
Lineage: Eukaryota; Metazoa; Arthropoda; Insecta; Diptera; Tephritidae
Gene: CDK2AP1
Product: CDK2-associated protein 1
Cellular component (GO): cytoplasm; nucleus
Source: RefSeq, a predicted model, not a curated record
CGUACGCGCGCUUUUCGUCUUAAUAUCAUAUACGUUCUCUGUCUUAACUCGAAUUUCUCGUUCGUAAUCUUGUUCGUUGUGGCAUUUUGACGUUUUUGUUUUGCGCAAGCAUUCGCGCCGUUUUGGCAAUCACUCGCCCCCCCUGUAUAGAACGUCUAAACACUGGAUACUUCUGCUUCUUCACACACAAUUUACGUUGCUUUUUUUCACGCAAUUGCGUUUUCCCCCACACGUUCGUAACGAAAAUUCAGCAAAAAGAGUAAAAGUACCUGCGUGGAAGACAAAACGAGAGCAACGAGCAGAAAAUUUUCAUUUCUCAUUUUCAAGUGAAUUGCAUUGUUUUCUUUUUGCAAAUUAUAAACCACACUUGCCACAAACCGUCACCAGCGAUAUGGAUAUCAUGGACAUACAAGCUGUAGAGUCCAAAUUGAGUGACGUCACAGUGACCCCAAUACCGCGUUCACAAGUACAAAAUUUUUACAAUUAUCAGCAACAACGAGAGCAGCGCGAACAACAACCUCAAAUACAAAUCUCCGCCAUUCACCAUCCACCUCGUGAUCGCAGUGGCGGUGCGAGUUCCAGUUCCUCAAGCGCCACCACGGUGCUUGACCUGCAUCACAGUGUGCUCGGCGGUGGUGGCAGUGGCAAAAGUAGUGGUAGUAGCGGGCGUGAACUGUAUAGUAAGCGUGAACGGGACUAUCAUCAGCAAUCCACAAGCACCUCAGCUGCUGCUGCAGUUGCAGCUCUACAGUACACACAACAAUUGCAAGCGCAAUUGGCGCUUCUACAGCAGCAAUCGAAUACCAUCGCCUCACCCGCCUCGACGCAACGUGCCAGCCAUAGUAGCGGCACUGCAAAUAGUAGUGGUCGCAGUAAUGCUAUUGGCAGUGGCAGUAACAUUGGUGUAGUUAAUGUUGGUAACGGUGGUAUGAGUGUCGGUGGCGCUUUGGAUGUGAGUAGCAAUGCAGCGGCGAUACUAAGCGCCGCACAAUCGCAACUAAAGUACCCACAAUCCACGUCGCCCGUCAUAACUACGCAAACAUCGUCUAACAUAACAACGCCAAUGACUUCCACGGCCAAUUUGCCCACGGCGGGCACGUCAGCGGCCAGCAACGGGCUGAGCAAGUAUGCUCAAUUGCUGGCGGUGAUUGAGGAAAUGGGACGUGAUAUACGGCCUACAUAUACAGGUUCACGUAGUUCAACUGAGCGUUUGAAGCGCGGUAUUGUGCAUGCACGUAUCCUGGUCCGCGAGUGCCUCAUGGAAACAGAACGUUCAGCCCGUCAAUGAGAUAUGGCGAUUGACGCAGACGGCGGCGGCGUAAGAGUAAGCGAUAGCGUUGGUCUGGGAUACGAUGGGCUUACUGCCGAUAAGUGUGGGGACAGAUGUAACGUAAACAGUGGUGGUGAUGGCGCCGUUAAAUAGUUUAAUAGUUAGUUAGGAUUUAGAUUAGUAUAAUUAUGAUCUGCGAAGUUUCAGUGUUUACGAAUCGAUGAGACAGCUCAACAUUUGUUUUCUUUAUCUUAGCAUAUAUUCAUUAAAUUCUUACUUUAAUUGAA